GCCUCGCGAGCCGGAAGUGCCCUUGCAUGUCCUUUCCGGGCCUUUUCAGCGGGCCCUGGCUGCGGCGGCGCAACUUCCUCUCAAGGAUUGUUGACUGCAGUUCCUGUGCGGGCCCGCCGCGGGCGGCACACGCCGAAGUCUAGGGAAGAUGGUGGGUCGGAGCAGCGCAAUCGCCGCCGGCGUGUGCGGGGCCCUCUUCAUCGGGUACUGCAUCUACUUCGACCGCAAGAGGCGAAGUGAUCCCAACUUCAAGAACAGGCUGCGUGAACGUAGAAAGAAACAGAAGCUUGCCAAAGAGAGAGCUGGGCUUUCCAAGUUACCUGACCUUAAAGAUGCUGAAGCUGUUCAAAAAUUCUUCCUUGAAGAAAUACAGCUUGGUGAAGAAUUACUAGCUCAAGGUGAAUAUGAGAAGGGUGUGGACCAUCUGACAAAUGCAAUUGCUGUGUGUGGACAGCCACAGCAGUUGCUGCAGGUGUUACAGCAAACUCUUCCGCCACCGGUGUUUCAGAUGCUUCUCACUAAGCUCCCAACAAUUAGUCAGAGAAUUGUAAGUGCUCAGAGCUUGGCUGAAGAUGAUGUGGAAUGAAAAAUAAAUCUCAACAUAAUAAAAUCUCAUAAAGAUUUUAAAAAUUCUUAGCUUGGAAGUUGAACAGCUGUGGGGGAAUAAGGGCAAAUAUGCUUGUUUAUGUACUGUCCUACACUGAAAUCUACCAAAGUUAAUGUUUACUUUGUGUAGAUCCAUUUGUCUUUUAUUUAUUUUUCCCAUUGAAAAGUGUAUUUUAAUAGAGAGCUGUUCAUUUUAUAAAAACACUAUGAGUUACCAAAAUACGGAUUUUGUUUAUUCCUUAGAUCUGCAGUUAAAAUGUACAUACAACAUUAAAAAACCCAGUGCUUAGUUUU
Molecule: messenger RNA, 900 nt
Organism: Fukomys damarensis (Damara mole-rat)
Lineage: Eukaryota; Metazoa; Chordata; Mammalia; Rodentia; Bathyergidae
Gene: Tomm20
Product: translocase of outer mitochondrial membrane 20
Exons: 5
Coding region: 149-586 (145 amino acids)
Biological process (GO): protein import into mitochondrial matrix; tRNA import into mitochondrion; protein targeting
Cellular component (GO): mitochondrial outer membrane; mitochondrial outer membrane translocase complex
Molecular function (GO): transmembrane protein transporter activity
Source: RefSeq, a predicted model, not a curated record